Molecule: messenger RNA, 181 nt
Organism: Racocetra persica
Lineage: Eukaryota; Fungi; Glomeromycota; Glomeromycetes; Diversisporales; Gigasporaceae
Source: the annotation of a GenBank genome assembly
AAAAGAUAAAUAUUUGACACUUAUUGUUCCGCGACAUCACUCGAAUUCCAGAUUAAUGAUGAAGAAUUUACGCUUACGUCGUCAUGACUCGAAGAGUCGGGAGCACCAUGGAAUCCAAAAGUUUACUAUAUUUUUCAGCUUUGGAAACCUUUAUCAUAUAGUUGGUGUCUCCGAUUGUUAA